AUGACUAAUUUAGAUGACCACGAUUCGUGUGACCCUCGUGAUGCAGCGUUACUAGCUGUUCAUUUGGUCAGUCAAGUGCUGGACGAGGCUUAUGUUAUAGCAAACGCAGCGAAAGAAUCCGGCGAACCAUGGAAUUAUAUAUCAAGCUUAAGAAAACUAAGGAUUUCACGUCUAGACGACACUUAUGAGGACGACAUGACAUUCACAGUAUCAAAGGAUGAUUAUAAAUAUGUUGAAGGGAAUAAUAUUGAUAAUGAGGUUGUUACGUCAACGCCGCAAAAAGGAAACUUCGCCAAAGACCAGAAUGAAGCUAGCUUUAUAGGUCAAGGAGAUGAAAAUUUUGAAGUGCCCUUUGUUUGUGACGAGCCUGAUACAGAAAUACAAAACGAUAUUGAAUCAAGUGACGCACAAAACGAUGAUAUACUUAAAACUAUUGAUUCCUAUCUCAAUGAUGUGAUUGAUGCUGUAUUUGGAAGAGAUGAAGACAAAGCGUCAAAUUCAAGUUCUUCACGAGAAGGUUCUGGAAGCAAUUCGGAUCUAGCUGGCGCUUUUGGCUCUGAUAUUGCUCAAGAUGUAGGAUUUUAUAUGGACGAUCUUACAAGUAAUGUGGCGGAAGGAAAUAAUAAUGUUGAUAAGGAAACAGUUGAAAAACAUGAAGUUGAACAAGUGAGUCAAUCAGAACAAAACAAUAAGGAUAUUGCUGCAUAUGAAAACGCUUUCUUAACUUUAAACCGUGACUAUGAUGUAUCCGAUGACGAUGAUGAACCAGUCUUACGUGAUCCCAAGUCGAUGAUGAUGCAAGAAAUUGAAUUACUAACCGCUGUCACCUCAACCGAUAAUAUUUCUCCUGAACAGGAUCAAAAAACAUUGGCAGCAACUUCCGGAGUCUCUACGCAAGGUUCGCGGAAGAGUAAUCUUGUGAGGAGAUGUCGCGUUCAGGGUGCAAAGUUACUGUCGUGUCUUAGGGGUUUGUGGUGGAAACGCAAGCUUCUUGGUAGGAGGAAGGAAUGUCGUGGGCCGGGGUCUAUUCGUGGCUUCUGUCCCUUGUCGCCUGACGCUCGACGUCGAGCCGCAAGUCUUCUCGACCAAAGAAACCUCCGCACGCCUUCGCCAUCUAGAUCAGUUUUUUGGAAAUUCAACACCGUCAACGAAGCCCUAGUUCAUUCGUCCCGUUGGAAAGAUUUCGGCCUCAAGAUGAGCUUGAACGAAAAUGAUGAAUUUUGA
Molecule: messenger RNA, 1224 nt
Organism: Danaus chrysippus (African queen)
Lineage: Eukaryota; Metazoa; Arthropoda; Insecta; Lepidoptera; Nymphalidae
Source: the annotation of a GenBank genome assembly